Molecule: messenger RNA, 1106 nt
Organism: Quercus lobata
Lineage: Eukaryota; Viridiplantae; Streptophyta; Magnoliopsida; Fagales; Fagaceae
Product: Optic atrophy 3 protein (OPA3)
Exons: 4
Coding region: 353-862 (169 amino acids)
Biological process (GO): regulation of lipid metabolic process
Cellular component (GO): mitochondrion
Source: RefSeq, a predicted model, not a curated record
AAAGAUAUGCUCACCCAUUAUUCAAAAAACCCUUUACAAUGGGUGCCUUCCCAUCUGUCCCACACUUUCAUUUCUAAAUUCACAUCACAGUAAUAAGUUUUGACAAUCCCCAAUUUCGUCAAUGCCUUGUUCCAUUUCCUCUUGACCUUUGCUUCUUCGCAUCCUCUUCUGCCCUCUUCACCAAGAAAGUCACCUUCUGAUCCAGUCAAACCUCAACACCCAACAUUGCUCAGCUCACGACCCAUCAUAUACCCACACUUUUUAAACAUUUACAAGCUCGCAAUUUUAUUAAAUUUCACACAGACCAAAUAUCAAGCACUUGGUGCUCAUUGACAAUUUUGAAAUCAUAGUAAUGGUACUCCCACUAUUGAAGCUUGGGACGUUGGCCUUGAAGACUCUCAGCAAACCCGUGGCUAACAGGUUGAAGCAACAAGCUGCGAUUCAUCCAAGGUUCCGGCAGUUAAUCAUCGAUAUGGCCCAGAAAAACCAUCGAUUCACGACACAAAUGCAAAGACGCAUAUAUGGUCAUGCAACUGACGUUGAAAUUCGCCCUUUGAAUGAAGAAAAAGCUGUUCAGGCUGCUGUAGACCUUAUUGGGGAACUCUUCGUCUUCUCGGUUGCAGGAGUUGCUGUGAUCCUUGAGGUGCAAAGAAGUGCUAGAUCAGAAGCCAGAAAGGAGGAAGUACGCAAACAAGAACUUGAGAAAAUGAGGCAAAGAGAUGAAGAUAUAGCUAGAGAAGUAGAACUCCUUAAGCAAAAACUUGAGGAACUGGAGCAUAUUGCCAAGGGACGAGGACUCAGUGGUAUGUUUCACUUCAAACAGUCUAAUACAGACAACGAAAAGCCAGCUAAACCAGCUUGAUCUAAGCACGAGAGUCUUCAAAUAAUUACAGAUUGGAACACAACUUCAGAUUAAUUGAAUAGUUCCCCCUCAGCAAGGGAAAGCUUCUUCUUUUUUUUUUUUUUACUUUUUCCCAUUCUUUUGACCUUGUGUCAUCUUUUCAGAUUGAGAUCUGGCUUUGCUUACCCCAUUUGUAAAUGAAUAGCGAAUACUAUCAAAACUGAGGUUCUAUUUGUUCUGCGGGAAAAUAAAAUGAAUGAAUACA